Messenger RNA from Auxenochlorella protothecoides, 1011 nucleotides. RefSeq names its product DnaJ-like protein subfamily C member 7-like protein. The coding region runs from base 1 to 1011 and encodes 336 amino acids. The record is from RefSeq and is a predicted model, not a curated record. The transcript has 5 exons. Lineage: Eukaryota; Viridiplantae; Chlorophyta; Trebouxiophyceae; Chlorellales; Chlorellaceae. Gene Ontology annotation, molecular function: protein binding.
AUGAGGUCUGUCGACGAGUACAGGCGCGCACUGGAGGGCCUGGAGGCCAGCACCUCCGGGCCGCAGGAGCGCGAGCGGGCGGAGCUCCUGGUGGCGCAGUGCGGCGCCCUGCUAGAGCUGCACGAGUGGGACGCGGCCGCUGGUGUGGCUACACGCGCGGUAGAAACCUGCCCUAACUGGGACCAGGCGUGGUUGGUGCUGGGCAAGGCCCUGCGCGGCGCGCGCAACAUCCACGGCGCGCGGCGCGCCUUCCAGAUGGGCCUCCAGGUCGACCCUUCCAACCGCACGCUGUCCAUGCUGCUGGCCAAGAGCGUGGCGGAGGCGCGCCUGCGCGCUCUGGCGGGGGCCAAGGAGCGCGGCAACGCCGCCUUCCGCGCCGGCAGGUGGCAGGAGGCCUGGGACGAGUACAGCGCGGCCCUGGCCGCCGACCCGGGCCUGCGCGCCGAGGCGGUGGCGCAGGUGGCCUGCAACCGCUCCGCGGCCGCCGGCCGGCUGGGGCGCUGGGCGGAGGCGCUGGCCGACGCGGAGGCCGCGCUGGGCAUGGAGCCGGGCACGCAGCCCGAGUACCCAGGCCUGGACCGCCUGCUGGCCGACGCGCGGCUGGCCAAGAAGAAGGCGGAGCGCGUGGACUACUACGCCGUGCUGGGCGUGGAGGAGGACGUCCAUCCCGACGCGCUGAAGAAGGCCUACCGCCGCGCGGCCCUGAAGAGCCACCCGGACAAGGUGUCUGAGGGCGAGCGCGCGGAGGCAGAGGUCAACUUCAAGCUGGUGGGUGAGGCGUACGCGGUGCUCAGCGACCCCGCCAAGCGCCAGCGCUACGACGCGGGCUGGUCCAGCACCGAGAUCGAGAGCGGCUGCCCCGAGGGUGGCUGCUGCGGCGGCGGCGGCAGCGGCGGCGGCGUGCCCACCGACAUUUUCGCCCAGAUGUUCCAGCGCGGCAACGGCUUUGGGCCGAGCUACGGCGGCGGGCCCACCUUCGCAUCGGGGCCCCAGUUCAGGGCGCGGUGGUGA